Messenger RNA from Asparagus officinalis (garden asparagus), 1184 nucleotides. Its product is annotated as probable sugar phosphate/phosphate translocator At5g25400. Lineage: Eukaryota; Viridiplantae; Streptophyta; Magnoliopsida; Asparagales; Asparagaceae. The transcript has a single exon. Bases 25 to 1083 code for a protein of 352 amino acids. Gene Ontology annotation, molecular function: antiporter activity. Gene Ontology annotation, cellular component: trans-Golgi network; Golgi apparatus; endosome. The record is from RefSeq and is a predicted model, not a curated record.
CCAAAUUCAAAUCUUGAAGAAGCAAUGGUGGCCUCCGCCGGGGACACCACCAGCGUCUUUAAGAAAGUCCUUGUCUCCUACUUCUACGUCGCGAUAUGGAUCGCCCUUUCCUUCUCUGUCAUCAUCUACAACAAGUACAUCCUCGACCCCAAAAUGUACAACUUCCCCUUCCCCAUCUCCCUCACCCUCAUCCACAUGUCCUUCUGCUCCUCCCUCGCCUUCUUCUUGAUCCGCGUGCUCCGCAUUGUCGAGCUUCCAUCCUCUCCCGCGAUGUCACGCGACCUCUAUUUCUCCUCCGUGGUCCCCAUCGGUGCACUGUAUUCUCUUUCGUUAUGGUUCUCAAACUCUGCUUACAUAUAUCUGUCUGUUUCCUUCAUCCAGAUGCUGAAGGCACUAAUGCCUGUUGCCGUGUAUUCAAUCGGGGUACAGUUCAAGAAGGAGAAUUUCAAGAGUGAUACAUUGGCUAACAUGUUAUGUAUCUCCUGCGGGGUAGCCGUUGCAGCCUACGGUGAGGCCCGCUUCAACUCCUGGGGCGUCUCCCUCCAGCUCGCCGCUGUGGCCUUCGAGGCCACGAGAUUAGUCCUCAUCCAGAUCCUGCUUACUUCAAAAGGGGUUUCUUUGAAUCCGAUAACGUCACUCUACUAUGUCUCUCCCUGCUGUCUCAUCUUUCUGCUUGUGCCUUGGUUCUUCGUCGAGCUUCCACUUCUUACCAACAUUUUUUCACUCAACUUUGAUUACUUGGUUUUUGGCACGAAUUCUCUAUGCGCGUUUGCGCUGAACCUGGCUGUUUUUCUGGUGGUGGGGAAGACGUCGGCACUGACGAUGAAUGUGGCGGGUGUGGUGAAGGAUUGGUUGCUGAUUGCGUUUUCGUGGUCGGUGAUCAAAGAUACGGUGACGACAGUGAAUUUGGCCGGGUAUGGGAUUGCAUUCUUGGGGGUCGCGUACUAUAACCAUGUGAAGUUGCAGGGGUUGAAGGCGAAAGAGGCGCAGAAGAACGGGGCAUUGCAAACGGAUGAGGAGUCGGGGAUGUUGCUGGAUGAGAAAUUGAAGCAGAGGGUCUCAAGGCAGCAAACGAGCUCAUGAACAUUUGAACUUGAACUGAUGAUUGAUUUUUGUUGUUGUCCAUAGUAAGUUUAGCACUUCUUGGACAGAAAAUUUGUGGAAAUUAAGUACUGGGGUACUAU